Ostrinia nubilalis (European corn borer) is the source of this 3370-nucleotide messenger RNA. Its product is annotated as zinc finger protein 37-like. The transcript has 6 exons. Gene Ontology annotation, cellular component: nucleus. Gene Ontology annotation, molecular function: RNA polymerase II cis-regulatory region sequence-specific DNA binding; DNA-binding transcription factor activity; zinc ion binding. Gene Ontology annotation, biological process: regulation of transcription by RNA polymerase II. Bases 286 to 2487 code for a protein of 733 amino acids. NCBI's taxonomy places the organism in Eukaryota, Metazoa, Arthropoda, Insecta, Lepidoptera, Crambidae. The record is from RefSeq and is a predicted model, not a curated record.
AUAAAAAAAACUCACUUUCUGAUAUCUAGUUGGUAUUGUUGAUCUAAGGCCAACACUUCUUCGCUCUGCUUCGAUCCAGUUUGCUACGCUCCGCUUUGGUGGAAACCGGGUCUUAUCAUCUUAUGGGGAAAACUGUAAAAAAAAACUGGCAAAAAGGUUUAGUCCAAGUCUGUACGAAAAUUUAAAAAAAGUAAAGUCACAACAAAAAAAAGUAAACAAAUUGCUAAUUUGUGUGAAAUAAAUAAUAAUGAUUUAUUUGUGAUAUUUCUCCAAAAGCCGUACAGAAUGGCUGGUCUCUUAUGUAGAAUAUGCCUGGCACGUGAUACUCGUAUGUGUACAAUGUACAACACGCCACUGGAAGUGCUUUAUCAAAAAAUCACAAAAAUACCUCUUAAAACAAAAGACGGAAGACCGCACGUGGUGUGUUAUGUCUGCUACCAUUUAUUGAGCAAGUGUCACAAAUUCAUUGAAAGUGCCGUUAAAACUGACAAAGUUCUUCAACGACUAUGUAGCAGUGGUAUACAGUUAACCGAGCAGCAUAUUGCAGCGAUAGACAAGGCUUUCUUACUCACACCAUUAACUAAGUCACGCGUUAUAAAUGUAAACGCAAUAAGCGAUUCAGACGGAGUCAGUAUAGAAGUGGCCGAAGUCAAGAGAGAAAUUGAAGAAGAUAAGCCUAUAUAUUAUGAGGUGGAAGUUGUUAAAGAUAAAGCUGAUUCUUUAGGGUUUGACGGUAUAAAUAAUACAGAACAUAGUUCAAAACAGUACGCUUGUACUAUCUGUGGUCAUUGCUUGCUGACCAAAGCUGAAGCUAGGAAGCACUACAAAUGGCAUGGCACCUCCGAAGAACCCUAUCUGGACUGUCUGAAUUAUUUAUUUGGCGCUCCACCAACUGUGGAAGUCACUAUGCAACCUAUCACGGCGCCAACUGACAGCAAAGAAGUAAUAAAGGCGCCAAAUGACCACAAAGAAGCUCUACCGGCGCCAACUGGCAGCACACAAGCAGUGAAGACGCCAACAUACAGCAUACAAGCGGUGACGGCGCCCACUGACCACAAAGAAUCACUCGCGGCGCCAAAAGAAUCACUAACGGCACAAACAGGCACCAUACAAACAGCCACUGCACCAACUUACAGCAUACAAGCGUUGACGGUGCCAACUGACCACAAAGAAUCACACGCUGCGCCAACUGACAGGAAUGAAUCACUAACGGCGCCAACUGACAGCAUACAAUUGGUGACGGCGCCAAUUCAUAGCAGAGAAGUGCUGAAGUCUCCGCAAACUAUCAUAGCGUCCGACACUAGUCCAACGAAGUUUGAAAAUGAUGAAGAGAUGCCUAAGAAAGAAGAUAUGGAUACAAUAAAGAAAAAAGAAAAAGCAACUAACAGUGAAGUGACUAUAAAAAAGAGAAAAUUCACUAAAACUGUGAAACCAAAUAGUAAAAAUGAAACAAAAUUGGCCAUUAGUAAUAAUUUAAUCGAAAACGAGGUAUAUUAUGAAGUGCCAUUAUUUAAAUCGGAUGACCCGUUAGACACAAAUUAUAAAGAUAAUACAGAUAAAUUAGACAGUUCAGACACGAAUAUGGACACGGAAGAUAUAGAACAAAAUGAUGAAAAUGAAACGAAACAAAUUACAGCAACAGAAAAAACAUUUCCAUGUGAUACUUGUAAAAAAGUCUUCCGAAUUAAUGCGAGGUUGAAACGCCAUAGACGUGUGCACACGGGCGACAAACCAUUCUCAUGCGAACAUUGCUCGAAAACAUUCGCAGACAAAGCUAAUUUAACUACUCAUAUACGGAGACAUACAGGUGAAAAACCGUUCUCAUGUAACUAUUGCCAUUAUAAGACCGCUCAAAAAUCAACUUUAAUUAAUCACGAAAGGACACAUACAGGUGAAAAACCGUUCUCAUGUAACUAUUGUCAUUAUAAGACCACUCAAAUAUCAACUUUAAUUAAACACGAAAGGACACAUACAGGUGAAAAACCGUUCUCAUGUGACUAUUGUAAUUACAAGACCACUAGAAAAGCUGAUUUAACUAUUCACAUACGGACACAUACAGGUGAAAAACCGUUCUCAUGUAACUAUUGCGAUUACAAGACUGCUGUACAAUCUCAUUUAACUACUCAUAAACGGACACAUACAGGUGAAAAACCGUUCUCAUGUAACUAUUGUCAUUACAAGACCGCAUUUAAAUGUAAUUUAACUACUCAUAUACGGACACAUACAGGUGAAAAACUAUUCGCAUGUGCCUAUUGUCAUUACAAGGCUGCUGUAAAAUCAGAUGUAAUUAAACAUAUACGGAUACAUACAGGUGAAAAACCGUUCUCAUGUAACUAUUGUCAUUACAAGAGUGCUAACAAAUCAGCUUUAAAUAUACACGCAAGGACACAUACAGGUGAAAAACCGUUCUCAUGUAACUAUUGCCAUUAUAAGACUACUAAAAAAUCAACUUUAAUUAAACACGAAAGGAAACAACAUACAGGUUAAAAACCGAUUUGAGGUAAACAGUCUUGGUAAAAAAUUAAUAACGAUAUCUGGCAACCCAGAAGCGUUGUAUGCUCUAUGGCCCCUCUCUAUGGUCUCUCUUUUUCCUACCAUUCAAGUGUGUGCACGUGGUUGUAAAUUAUCUUCGCAAUAAAUAGAAUAUCACUGAAGUUAUGUGUCUUUUGUACCUGCCGCAUCACUCUGUUCAUGGUCCUUCAGAGCUGGAUGCAGGAGUCUGUACUGAGAAUCUGUACUUGGAGCAGUUUUUUUCGUGUUGUGUGCGGCCGGCCCGGGGUGACGCUAGCGCAUUGCAUACCACUUAUUGCGUGCUUUCAAAAUGCCCCUAACCGGCGAGGAUACCAGCAGUGAUUUUGCUCAUCAAGACAAGCAAAAAUUGAUAAAUGUGAGAAUAUACAUCAAAGGCCACAUAUCACUUGUGGAAAAUGAGCUGGGGGACAUUUCUGCCGUAAAAUCCACCGCCAUGUUGGAUGUUGCCGCCGAACGAAUUAGCAGUCUUUUUACGAGAUUGGAGGACGUCAAUCUCAAUUUGGAAUCGAUGGAUACUUCAGAGACCGCUGAGGGAUCGAAAAUCGAGUCAAGGUGUCAAAGAAUACUAACUGACAUUCGUGAACGUCGUGAGGCGCUGAAGCAUCAUUGUAACUCAUCGGCGAGUGACUCCGGAUCGCAAGAGCACCGGCAUAAACCGAAUCUUCCCAAGAUAUCGUUGCCCAAGUUCAGUGGAAGUUAUAUGCUAUAGAAAAAAAAUCUUCAGUAAUUAUUUCAGUCGGUUGUAGGUAUAGUUAGUAGUAUUCUUCUUCCUCGUUCCCUCACUGAUGAGGAUCGCGACCACAGAUAGUGUUCCUCCACAGACUGCGGUCAUAAGCUG